Molecule: messenger RNA, 4963 nt
Organism: Grus americana (Whooping crane)
Lineage: Eukaryota; Metazoa; Chordata; Aves; Gruiformes; Gruidae
Product: Krueppel-like factor 5
Exons: 6
Coding region: 69-1424 (451 amino acids)
Biological process (GO): regulation of transcription by RNA polymerase II
Molecular function (GO): RNA polymerase II cis-regulatory region sequence-specific DNA binding; DNA-binding transcription factor activity, RNA polymerase II-specific
Source: RefSeq, a predicted model, not a curated record
CUGGCCUCCCAGGAUUAGCAACUCGCUCCGGCUCGUCUCUGCUUUCAGGCGUGAGGGGUGCGGGAGGAAUGAGCAGCGGGCUGGUGCUGCCUACCCCGCUCCCCGAGGACGCCUCGGCAUUUACGCCACUGAAGCCCGUCACCAUGUCGGGGGAACCCGGUGAAGACACCCCCGUCUUUGAGGACAUCAAACCCCCCAUCCGGCCCCUGGAAAACCUGCCCGACCUGGCGCAGCUGCACCCUAUGAGGAUGGAACAGCGGAUGCCGCCGCUCAUUCUCGAGACACGAUCUGAAAUGGAUAAGUACCUUUCGAAUGAAGUGCCAUCCAUCCCAAUGUUACCAGACAAGAAGUACCGCCGGGAGAGCGCCUCAGUGGUGGAUGAGUUCUUCUCCACAGAGAAGCCGAAUUCUACACCGUACAGCGUGAACAUCAAUGUGAUUCUGCCAGACACGACACACCUGCGCACUGGACUUUACCGACCACCCAAACCCAUGACGUCAUUCCCACAGAUCAAAACAGAGCCUGGCACCAGCUUCGCCCAGCCCUGCUCUUCUGCCUCUGGCUCCACACAGACCCUGCCCGACUUCACCAGUGUCUUCAGCAUGCCCCAGUCAGUGGCAGUGAACAACAUCUUCAUCAAGCAGGAGAUGCCCUCUGAGAUCCCCUUAUCCACCAAUCCACAGCAAUCCCAGCUUUACCAGAUGCCUCUUGGCAACGGAAGCGCUGACAUUACCACUCUGACAUCCUCCUCCAACACCACCACAGCCAUCAACAGUCUCAGUGGUGUCACCAUGUCCACAGGUAACACCAUGUCCAGUGUGGUCCACAGACCUGUCCAUCCAGGAGGGCCAGUGAAGCAGUACCCUCAUGUCUCCCAGGGACAGGGAAACUUCAACAUCUCAGGGCAGUUCUACCCUGCUCCGGGGGUGAACCUGCCCCCUUCACCCCCCAACUCACAGCCUGGCAGCCCAGAAAAUCAACCUGAGCUCAUCAACACCAUUUCUCCCCCACCAUCCUAUGAAGCCACUUUUGGACUGAAGUUGGUCCAGUCAUCCCAGGUCCCCCCAGUCCCCAAUGGCCUCGGGACCCUCUCCCAAGGGCACAUUGUCAUGCAGCCCCCCAAAUACAACAGGCGCAACAACCCUGAGCUGGAGAAAAGGAGAAUCCAUCACUGCGAUUACCCAGGUUGUUCAAAAGUUUAUACCAAGAGCUCCCACCUGAAGGCACAUCAGAGGACUCACACAGGCGAGAAACCCUAUAAGUGCACGUGGGAUGGCUGCGACUGGCGCUUUGCCCGCUCCGACGAGCUGACCCGGCACUACCGGAAGCACACGGGCGCCAAGCCGUUCAAGUGCCCAGCCUGCGGCCGGUGCUUCUCCCGCUCCGACCAUCUAGCUCUCCACAUGAAGCGGCACCAGAACUAGGAGCCGCCUACAUUCGCCACUUGUCCAAGAGCAGCUGAAACUCUUUUCUUUUCCAAGGGGCCUCUCUUCUCGUAUGUAGGAACAAACCCAUGCUGUGAUCAACCAGCAGGACAGGGGUGGUGAGCAAGCCCCCUCUGCAAGCCCUGUCCCCAACUGUUUCUGGUUUUAAAAGAAAUCUCAUUAAAAAAAGAGUUAUAAUUAUAGACUGAUUUCGUGACGAGGCUCCUGGUGCCACUGGGGUGAUGGACCUUGGAUUCCAAACAGCUUUCUUCCAGCAAACCUGCUGUUUCUUUGUCACUCAGGAGCAACUGUCCUUCGUGUCUCAAGCUUUUUGGGAUUUUUUUUUACCCCUUUCAGGGCUGUGCCUUUGCUGAGCCCGAGGAGGGUUGUGACGGGUUGGUAGCCUGGCUGUGUGUGAGCGAUCUCAUUUCAAACUGUCGGUGCAAUCCUUUGGGACUGCCCUGUGGCAUGGCCGUGGAUGUGGCACCUUGCCCCGUGGCAUGGCCUGGUUUUGGCUGAUGUGUGAGAACAGGAGCGCAUGCCUGGGGCUCUUUGGGUUGACAACCCCAGUCUCUGUGGGGGCAUAGACGAAGGAGCCUAUGACAUAUGCACCUGAUGUGCCUUCAAGCAAGGGACAGCACAAAAGCAGAUGACAAAAGCCAUCAUCUGUGUCCUGCUGAGCCCACCUGCGGUUUCCUGGCAGCCAGCUGCAAAUAUCUGCCCUGCUUGGCCAGGUUUUUUGGUUGUGUCCUUAGCAUUUCUGCUUCCAAGAUGAAUUUUGACUUCAGGUGUCUCUGGGAGGACCAGCAUGGGUCUUGAAGCCACCCAGGGGACUGCAAAAAAGCCACCGAUAAAGCUCUGGUUUUCCAGAAUACGCUGUGCCUUUCUCCAAAAAGCACUGGGCAGGCUCUGCUUGUGCCUUGAACACGCACACAGGGAAUCAGUCAUCACCAGUCACACUGGUCUUUUGCUGUUGCCGUUUCAUCACGUUCAGACAGAAAAGAAAAAAAAAAAAGAAAAAAGCAUCUUUGAAACAAAUUCCAAUAAAUCCUGCUGUUCAGAUUGUAAUCAUGUUACCUACCUCACAGGUUCGCCGCCUCGGGCUCCGUAAGGCACCUUCCCUCUUCUUCCAUGGGGUGCCGUGACGUGUGGGGCACAUCAGCCAUUCUUCAAAGUCUAUCGGGGGUUAAACUUAGGCAGAACAAGAACCAGGCCAUGCCAGUUUAAACAGCAGCUGUGCAGGUAAUAAAUAAAUCAGGAACAAAUAAUGGGCCUGGUACGUUCAACAGAAUAUUGAUUUCCCCCACGCCGUCCUCCUCUUUUAUUCUUCCUCGAACAAAUUUAAGUAACACGCAGACUGAUGCGCGUCUGCAGCGUGAACUGAAAGGCCACGCUGAACCGUGGCAUCUUCAGGUGGUAGAAAUUUGGAGGCCACCCCUCUCUGCUAUCGCCCAACCACGCGCUAGCUGGAAACGACAGCUGGGUUCCUGGUUGUCCUUUGCCUUGGAUAAAUAAAACUGAUCACACCUGCGGCAGACGUGGCUGGUCUGGCGUGACAGGAGAGGAGGGCAGGAAGGAUUUGGGGGGGGGGGGCGUGGUGUGGUGUAGGCUUUGGGGAGGAUGAUGUGCCCAGGGCUGGUGGCGCAGCGAGCCCUUCGUGUGGCUCUUUGCAAGAAGCCUACUCCUUUCUCCGUGCCACCUUGGGAUCGGCGGGUGCUGGAGCAAAUGGGCUCGUUUGCCAUCCGCCUUGUGGGCUCUGGGAUCUGGCUCCUCUUCGGGGCGCAGAGCAGGACCUUGCCAAAGCCACCACCGUGACCUGGGCUCCUUCUUUUUCCCUCCUCACCUUGGAGGUUGUGUUGAGCUCUAUGAGCGAGUAGGGCAUGCAGUGCCAUCUUCUCCCCCCGAAAAUGGGGGGUUAGGAGCCGUGUGUGGCCUGAAGCCUCCAUGCUGUGGGCAGUUUGACCUCUUGCUUCUGCUUAGAGAUGGGUCUGGAGAGGCUCGGGGAAGGUCUCUGAUGGUGGAAAAACUCCUCGGAGAACAGCGGUGGUGCAGGGUGUAGGAGCGUGCGUGUCUGCGGGCGCGGGCGGGUUGAGCUCAUGCCAAAGGAAUUUCAGGGUAGCGUGGAGAUGCCUCAGCCAGUCCCCGCCGAUGUCUCCAGGAAGCCCAGGCUGGCUCGGUGGGGCUGGUGGGGACCCAACGCGGCCAUGCUGGGACCUGUCGGGCUCCACCCAGCUCCUUGGCGGGUGAGCCCCGGCACGGUGAGCCUGCGGCACCGCGGUCCCCGCGUCCCCCCGGGAGCUGGCAGCCCCCAUGGCUGUAACUGCAACCUCCGUGUGGGAAGAUGGUUUUUUUUUUUUUUUUUUUUUGGGUGCAUCUGUUGUGGUUGAACCUCCUAAACGUGUGAGCCACACUGCAGGGUCAGCCCAGGCACCGCGUGUGCCAUCGGGCUGGUCGUGGGGGUAGCCCUCACCCCUGGCCCUCUCAGAGGGGUCCCAUUGCCCCCCCCCCCCCCCUUUUUUUUUGGAGGAGGAAACCUCUGCUCCGCCCCCCAUUUCCAUCUUUCCCUCCCCUGCUGUGCCGAUGGGGCCCAAAACCUGUUUGCUGAAAAACAGUACAAAGCCAAAACAACCAACAGGCAGCUUUAAAUCUUAGGGGAAUUUUAAAUAAUUUUCCUGACAAUCUUGGGUUUUUUUCACUACAGAGAAAAAUACAUCUGCUCGUCCUCACAUAGCCUAUGCGUGUAUAUAUAUAUUUUUUUUUUUAAUUUGAUGGGGGGGCAGAGGAAGAAGUGUCUUAACAAAAAAACCCCCACCUCAAUCCAGUACCGCUGGUCUGCGUGCAAAAUGCUGACAUGCAAAUGUUUUACUAGUGCAAAGGCAACACUUUUUUUUAAAAAAAAAAAAAGUCCAAAGGAAAACCACAGCAAAACCUCGGCUUUUAUUUCUCCAUUUUUGUGUGUAGAGAAGUGGACAGCCUCUAGCCUCACAUUUCAUUGCAGCUCUCGGUGCAGUUAUUCCCUGGGAGAAAGCCAGGGGAGACAGGGAGUGAUGCUGACGGAGCAAAGCCCCUCUUUGCUACGGGAGGGACGGCUCGGAGCCGAGCGAUGUAGCUGGGGGUGCGCGAACCCCGGCUGAAGGAAGGUCCCUCCAUCCCCUGGGACGCUCAGGUGACAGGGACAUCGGAAAAGGUUUGCCAACCCCGGGAGGCUUUGCGAGCCCGUGCUUGGUGCAGAACAAAUGCCAGUCCGGCCAGGAGGCAAGUGCCUCGUCUCUGCCAUGCCUGUAUCAUAACAUAGGGAAAAAAAAAAUUAAAAAAUCGCUGUAAAUAGGAAAAGAGCACUGUAUCGCUUCGUGGGUCUGUGGAUUGAAAGUGAUCCUUUACUGUCCGCGGUGAACACAAUGUGAAAGAAAAAAAAAAUUGGGACCUGGAAAACUUGGGUGGAAGGUUUAUUUUUCCGGUGAUGCUUUUGUUUGUUACAUAAACCCUCUCCCCCCCAAAACUCCCCUACAACUAUUAAUCUAUCUCAUGUUUUGUAAUAA